AUGGCGGACGGUUGCAAUUCCGAACCUACGAAUAGGGACCUUAUGGAGAUUAUGAAAUCUAUAAGUAAUCGACUAGAGUCCGUAGAGAAUAAAUUAAAAAUUGUUGAAGUCAUUGAGAAGAGGAUCGGGGACAUGGAGACGGACAUCAAAAAGUUGUGGAUGGCAUUGGACGAGCGGAUGAAGAAGGUGGACGAUCGAGUGAAGCGGGUUGAAGACAAGGUGGACGGGGCGGACAUCCACGCAGCGCAGAUGGCGUCACGUAUCGACGAGCUCGAAAAGGAGCGAGAAGCCAUGCGCGAUGAUGUUUCGUAUUUCCAGUCACAGAGCAUGAGAAAUAAUCUUAUGUUCACCAGUGUUCAGGAAGACAACGCUUCGGGUAACGAGACGCCGGAAGUGACGGAGCGUAAGCUUCGUCAACAUCUCGAGGACGCUUUCCACAUUGCACGUGAGUUGGUGGAUUCCAUUAAAUUCGAACGUGUGCAUCGUUCCCCUGGCGUACCGACUGCGGGAAAAGUAAGGAACAUUGUGGCGAAGUUUUCGUACUUCAAAGACAGGGAAAUGGUGCGAAAGCGGUGGAAAGAACUCGAUGGAACUGUUUUCGGGGUGUUUCCACAGGAUGUGAUUCAGAAGAGGCGAAAACUGGUUCCCAAGAUGAAAGACGCGAGGCGGCAAGGGAAGCGUGCGUACCUUGCUUACGACACCCUCUAUAUAGAUGGGGUACCGCAGCGCGCAUAG
Messenger RNA from Dreissena polymorpha, 735 nucleotides. RefSeq lists its product as uncharacterized. NCBI's taxonomy places the organism in Eukaryota, Metazoa, Mollusca, Bivalvia, Myida, Dreissenidae. The record is from RefSeq and is a predicted model, not a curated record. The transcript has a single exon. The coding region runs from base 1 to 735 and encodes 244 amino acids.